GUCAUAAUGCCUCGUGUGAACCCUGCUCCAACUAAGAAUGGUCGCGUUCAAGCAUUGCAGCGACUUGCCAUUCAGAAAGAAGGCGAGCGCGACCAAACACGAUUUGAGCGUCUUCGACGUCUCUUUUCUGUGGGAAAGUCAAAUGGACGUAACUCUCCACCGGCAGAUAUUGAUAUGGAGCAGCUAAGAAAAGAUUGCUGGAUGGGGAUCCCACACAAAUUGCGUCCUCAAGCUUGGCGCUUGCUUUCGGUGAACAUAUUUGCUGUUGCAAAUUAA
Messenger RNA from Strongylus vulgaris, 276 nucleotides. The record is from the annotation of a GenBank genome assembly. NCBI's taxonomy places the organism in Eukaryota, Metazoa, Nematoda, Chromadorea, Rhabditida, Strongylidae.